Messenger RNA from Bemisia tabaci, 7108 nucleotides. Its product is annotated as endoplasmic reticulum metallopeptidase 1. Lineage: Eukaryota; Metazoa; Arthropoda; Insecta; Hemiptera; Aleyrodidae. Gene Ontology annotation, molecular function: metalloexopeptidase activity. The record is from RefSeq and is a predicted model, not a curated record. Gene Ontology annotation, biological process: proteolysis.
UGAUCACCGAUGACUGGGUCUCAAGGUUAGGUUAGGUUGGAAAUGUCCGGGCUAAACACGGUCCUAACGCUGAAAUGGUUAAAAUUGUUAAAAUUUACUCGUAAUUACAGUCAUGGUCUGCUCUUGCCCGCACAGAUAAUUAUUGACAUUGCUAUUCCUUGCCAUUCUCGCCGGUCGCCAGUCCCUUCCGCAAUGUAACUCGCGCUGUUUGCCUUCUGAUUUCAGUCUACUCCGAACUAUCAACUAUCAGUGAUCAGUGACUCAGUGCUUCUUAUCAAGAAUUAGGUAGCUGUAAACACAACUGGAAAAGCUUGACUUGUUAUCUCGAGGAAUAUUGCUGAGUCUCCCCACUGAUCAUAAUUCAUAUACCUAUUUUCAUUCCUCUUCGAUCUGUUACAUCUCCAAAUAACUUAGAUCAACAAAAUGAUUAACAGAUAUAAAAGUGACUAUGCCUCCAAACUACGUUUACGAAUGCGACCAAGCAAGACAAAUGAAAUAUUACCUAAACAUUACAACAGUAACAAACACUCAGCCAAGUUUUCACCUCCAAUAUCUUCAUCACACUUCACAGGCGCCAUGUUUGCCAUGAUUUUUGUCUUCUUCAUCAUCGUAGAAAUGGAAAAGUGGUUACCUACCCCCCUUAUGCUCGAAGAUGAAGUCAAUAAUCCCGGUAGAUUUAUUGCAGAAAGAGCUAAAAAUCACCUCUAUAACCUCACAAGUAUGGGCCCAAGGCCUGUUGGUAGUGUAGAAAAUGAAAUUUUAGCUGUUGAUUUCUUAAAAAAAGAAAUUAACUCAAUAAUUUCAAAAUCUGUUCCUAUACACAGAAUAUCUAUAGAUUUACAAAAAACAAGUGGUGCGUUUCCAUUAGAAUUUCUUGAUGGCCUUACGAAUGUAUACAAAAAUGUGCAAAAUGUGAUCGUGAAAAUUGGUCCUGUAGAAGAAUCGGAGCACAGCAUGCUGAUCAAUUGCCAUAUAGACACAGUACCAGAUAGUCCAGGUGGUAGUGAUGAUGGUGCAAGUUGUGCUGUUAUGUUAGAGAUGCUACAAAUUAUUUCUCAAUCAAAAACUCCUUUGAAGCACAACAUAAUAUUUCUGUUUAAUGGUGCAGAAGAGAAUCUAAUGCAAGCUUCUCAUGGUUUCAUUACUCAACAUGCAUGGGCAAAAAGUAUUAGAAUAUUUGUAAAUUUGGAAGCAUGCGGAGCAGGUGGGAGAGAAAUUUUGUUCCAAGCUGGCCCGGAACAUCCGUGGUUGAUGCAGGCAUAUGCAGAAACAGUACCUUAUCCUUUAACAUCAUCUGUUGCUCAAGAAAUUUUCCAAAGUGGUAUUAUCCCUGCUGAUACCGAUUACCGUGUUUUCCGAGAUUUUGGUCAAAUUUCUGGUUUGGACUUUGCUUGGUCAUCUAAUGGAUAUGUAUAUCAUACCAAACUUGAUAAUAUUGAUUAUAUACCCCUCGGCACUCUGCAAAGGACAGGUGACAACAUUCUACCUCUUGUAAAGAGACUAGUAAAUUCAGAUGAGCUGUCAAAUAUAGAAAAGUACAAACACGGAAAUUUAGUCUUCUUUGACGUCCUCGGAGCAUUCAUAAUCUACCUGCCAGAAGUUGUAGCAGGCUUGAUUCACUAUGUCUUUCUCUCUAUCUCUUUCUACACAAUAUAUUGGAAUAUUCAGGACUCCAAGAAGAAAGGUUAUAAUGUGACGAGUAGCCAAUAUGUGCGCUUAAUGUGCCUGUCUAGUCUGAUCAUCAUUUUAACUGGAGUUGUGGCACUUUUCUUCACAACCUCGAUAGCUCUAGGACUCUCUGCUUUGAAUCGAGCCAUGAGUUGGUUUUCACGUCCUGCUUGGCUGUUUUUUCUCUACCUCAUUCCAGUUUUUGUUACUCUCUUGUCUUCCACGAUGAUUUUUUCCAAGAAAAUUCGGAAGGAAGUGAGCAAUCCAUGGAUUGUUCAUCGAAUCUACCACGAUGCUGUCCAACUCAUUUGGACGAUCAUUCUUGCUCUUGCCAUAAUAUUCAAAAUUCGCUCAGGAAUACUCCUAUCACUUUGGGUUCUUUUUCUUGUCAUCUCCUGGGUCGUUCGUGAAAAAGUUUUUACUCAGUGGCGAGAUUGGCGGUGGUUGUGGGCAUACACUGGUAUUCUACUGUUUCCUUUCAUUCAAACUGGAUACAUGCUCUUGUCUGCCGUUCAGUUAGUUGUACCAAUCAUGGGUCGUGCUGGAUCAGGGAACUUUGCCGAAGUUGUUUUUUCAGCAAUUUUCUCCGCAGGAUUUUUCUUAUUUUUUACUUUUUACGCUCCUCUGAUUUUACUGGUCAAAAGUGGGAAGAAAGUCAUUAGUUUCUUGUCAAUAGUAUUUUUUGUAUCAGUGUUGCUUCUACUUUUUACUCCUCUCGGGUUUCCUUAUUCAAGUGAUCCACAAGCUCCCUCACCUCAGAGGUACAUCAUAGUGCAUACAGACAGGAUACUACAUGAUGAAAAUGGCGCUGUGAGGAGCCAUAAAUCUGGUUUUUGGAUUGUAGAUCUAGAUGUCAACAGUCCCAGAAUGGUCAGAGGUUUAGUUCCAGAAAUAGCCAAUGCUGAACUCAUAUCUGACGAUUGUAAAAAUGAACUGUACUGUGGUCUCCCGUACAUUAUACCUGUCGCAACAUUUAUAUGGAAAACGCAUUGGAUUCCAGGGAGAAGUCCCAAUGUCCCAGUAGCUGUAGAUUUAAAGCUAUUAAAGAGAGAUUCGCCCAAAGGUGAAAUUCAAAGACUGUCAUUUGUUGCCAAUGGACCAGAUCAUAUGAAUCUGGUACUGUCGCCAUAUCCGGGAGUCACACUUCUCUCAUGGAGUCUUGUUCAAGGAACGCCUUUAGCAGGACCAAAAUGGAAUGGCCGUGAUACUUAUUAUGUGUAUUACUCUUGUGGCUCAGACCCAGAGCCCUGGAAUUUUUCGAUAGAUUUACUCGUUUCGCCAGAUCAUAAGGGCGCUGUAGUUGAAAUGGGUAUAGCAGGACAUAGAGUUCAUGGGGCUCAACAAACAACACCCGAAUUAAGAAAUCUUUUAAGUCAAUUCCCUCCGUGGGCCGUCACAUCAGGUUGGUGUGCUACCUAUAAGUCUUAUACGUUUUGACUGCAUUCUUUUUCAAAGGCUGUGAUUGCAUUUUGUAUUGUUUUCUAUUUCUUUCAUUUUAUUUGCCCCAAUUUUUAUACUUUCUUAAUUGCUCCCCCCUCCCCCUUUUAUUGUUUUUCUAUCUCAUUUUCUGUUUGUAUCUCUUUCUGAUAUUUCUUACUGUUUUAUUAUCAUUACUAUGAUAAUAUUCUUUUUUAUAUUUUCUUAAAAUUCAAGUUACAGGUUAUUGUUUGUAAAUAUGUUAUCUUUUUUUAUUUUUAUUUUUUGAUGAAAUGUAUAUUUAUUUUACAAGAAUUGGUGUUAGAAAAACAAGAUUCAAAUGAUAUUGUAAUAGGUGAAUGUAUAGUCUAAGGUUCAUUUUUAUUAUAUGUUACGCGCUUCAACUGUCAACCAUUUUGCAAACACUAGAAUGUAAUUUUUGAAGGCUCUAAAACUGGAACUGCACUUGUCACUGUUUCAUUUUCUCUUGCUCCUUUGUCCACUUUUCGUUUGUUCUCCCUUGCUAUAGGAGAACUGGAUAAAUUCAGUUGAAAGCAGUGUAGGACCUCAAUCAUGUUGAUAAGUAGAAAAGCUUUGAUAUCUAAUGAAAUACUUUUUUAUUAAAUUUUGAAAUUCAACAUUGAGAAAGUAUGAAGAAGUCUUUGAAGGAUUGAGGUCACAAUUAAUUAUUUUUAUAUUUUGUCUCUCUCUUUUUCCAUUUUCUCUCAGUGAUGCUAUAUUAAAACAGAAGAACUUGUUUUUCAACUUUAAUGACCAAUUAUAUGAAUUUGUUUUUCCAUACAAAAAAAUGACCUACAUUUUAAUGCCAAAUUUGGUUGGCUAAGCUGCAUAGAAUUUGGUAAAUUGAUCAAAUAAUUGAGCCACAAGCCAAAAAUUAUUAAUUAUUAUCAACUAUUCUUGGCUUGUAGCUCGAUUUUUUAAUUAAUUUACCAUGUAAAAUGAUGUACCUUGGUUGACAGCAUCCAAGUACGGAGAGGUAGGCAAGAAAUUUCCAUGAGCCUAACAAAAAAAUUUAGUAGCCACUCGAAUAUGUACUGUGUAACUGAAUUUGUUUGUUUCAAGUUAUCCAAAUUUUAAUUAAGUAAUGUAAAAACGUUAGUUUGUGAGACACUGAAAUUUCACAAUAACCGCAGCAGAGCUGUGUGGGCGUAAUGAAAAAACGAUGAGUAGCUCUAAAGUGAUGCAAAGAAAUGGCAUUAAAAAUGGAUGAAACAGGCUAUAAGAGAAAGAAAUCUGAAAUAUUACUGCAAAUUGUUAGAAAGCCAGUCUCUGCAGCAAGCAAGACGAUAAGGCUUCUGAAAAUGAAGCUAAAAAAGUGUCGCCUAACCAAGCCUGCUAAAUAAAAAAUUAAUUUUAAAUAGUAAACUUAUUUUUACAAAUAACUGUGAACCUUUCGUCUCAGAUCAUAACAAAGAUUUUUCCAUCUUUUUAACAAUUUAUGCUGAAUCAAAGUAGUAUGCAAGGCGAGGGGCCUAAGUCACCAUUUCAAGAAACCUUUAAAAAUUAAUUUAUUCCUUGAUUUUGAAAUUAUUAUGUAGUUUGCUCUAGCACAUAAAGAAAAAUAUGCUGUUCAAGAUCAUGACUGAUAUUUUGAUGUGUUCUCUUCAGAGAUGGUGAUAGGUAAAUUUAUUUUUUGGAUUAAUCAAUUAACUGUAUUUUUCAAUUUUUGAACUCCCUGCAAGAAGGAAUCAUCGUUACGUUCCAAAAACUGCUUGCAAGAUUCUACGUGAAAUUCGGCUGGAAUCAGUCCUUACUGGACCCUUGGGAGUUUUCCUGUAUGAAGGGUAUAUUAAUGUCAGUAUGCUAUAUCAAUAACUACUAAUAAUUCUAAUAGAAUCGAUAUCUUAAAUAGUUAUCAAGUUAGAAUUAUGAGGUUUGCACAAGCACAGGAAGAAAGAGAUGGUUCAAAAGAGUAUCUAUGACAGAUAUUUUGAUGUGUUCUCUCCAGGAGUGAUGAUAAAAUUGUGAACUGAUACUUACUGUCCCUCAGUUUUUAGCCUUCAAACGCCAAGAGAUCGUCUUUGUGUUCAACAAAAACUGUUUAAUUUACUCCAUACCGAAUUCUGAAAAGACCAGUCCGUACUGGCGCAUGAACUGCGGAUAGACAUCCAUCCGCCUUGUUUUUCUUAAAAGAGACAUGCUAUGGAAAUGAAUAUACAUAUAUGAACCCUACCUUAUCAAUUAUACCCAUCAAUUUUAGAUGUACCUAUUGAUAGAUUCUAUAGAUCAGGGACUGCAUUUAUUCCAUUUAAUGUGUAAAGACUUAGACUUAAAACUUUUGUCUUCUGACCAAUACUGUUGACAGAGGAUCGUUUGCAAAAUGACACUUGUACCAUCUAAAAUGACUUAAGUGUUAAAACAAUGGAAGUAAUCCUUUGUCUCCAUAUUUUUAUUUCUUUUUAUUAAUUUUUAGCAUCACACCCAAAAAACCGUUUCAUCACUAUACUCAAAGAGGACACAUAAAAAUAACUGUCUUACUCUUUUAGAAUGUAUCACGCUAAAAAUGUAGGAGCAAACCAUAUCAAUUUUAUUUCAGAACUAAAGCCUUGUAUCAAAAUUUAGAGUCUUCUGCAACAGUUGAUAUCAUAUACUAUACUUCAGAUAUCUAUAGAAUGAAAAUAAAUCAUAAAGUCAAAGGAGGACUGAUCUCGUCGAAUUUCAUGUAAAAUUAUCAGAACAGUUUUUUGAGAAUGUAAUGAUUAUCCCCUGGAGUUUGGAAUUGAAAAACUGAAAAAUGGUGGCAAGGAGGUAUUGCAGUAUUUAAUAGUGUUUAAUAUUAAGAACUUUUGGAAUCUAAUUAUUUUUACGGGUAUUCUCAGCAAAGUUUCACCGACUCCAUUAGACAGAGCCCCACCAAUCAUGUCUGUUAGAGAAGGUAAGUCCUCUAAAAUUUCUGAGGCAACUAUUUUUCUUAUGAUUUCAUUGGAAUAUAUUUUUGAUGUUAAUAAGUGUUAUUUCAUAUGAAUUCACUCUAUUUCAAUUAUUUGCCUCCCUUACAUAAUUUUACGAGUUCAAUUAAUUUGAUUUUUCGAGCACUUAGAUUGUAAAGGUUUUACUUUCUUUGAUUAAUUCCCGUUUAUCUUUAUUUGUGGGUAAAUAAGUAUGCCCUGACCUCAGUCAAAAUUGACUUUAGUUUUGUCAGAGCUAAUUAUAGUUUUAUCCUCAAUUUUUGAAUAGAUCAAUUGAAUGGCUUGAAAGACAAGGCGCAUAACUGCAGUUUUUGAAAAAUCGAGAUAUUAAUGAUUUGAAGUAAAACUAGUCUUAAUGCAUUUUCUGCAAGAAAUUUGCUCUCGAUUUCCAAUUUUUAUCCAUCAAAAAGUCAGUUUGAACUUUCUUUCCACCAUGAGGAUUUAUGGAAUUUCAAAACUUCAAACUCGUAUUUCUUGAAACAGCAAAAACUCCUCUUCUGCGCCUUCUCCUCCAAGCCCUUCAAUAGUCUUUGAAAUCCUAGCUUUCUUGUCUGAAGAUAAUUUAUUCUCAUGUUUAGUUUUGACUCCAUUAUCCAACUCCAAUACUUUGUUUGAAUACUUUGGCGCGAGGUGAAAUUUUCUCUCAAUUUAUCUGAAUUCUCUUUAAAUUGGUAGGAUCAACGAAAGCAGGUGAGACAAGCAAAGGGUAUUCAUGUAAUAGUGAGAAACAAGAUUUUACUGAAUGCCACUGUAAGUGAAUAGCGUGCACAGUAAUUUUUACCCACAGACAACAAUUUUGCAGAAUCUUAACCUUUUCACAAUGUAACUCAUCAAAUUUGCCGCUUUACUUUGAAUUUUUCACGACUGUAAUUUAUUGCUCAAGCUGAAUUUUCACUCGCUAUGUAUUCUGCUUCCAAGAUUUCUCACUAACUUACAAAUGUAGCUCUUUAUCUCUAAAAAAUGGAAGCAGUUUACUUUAGGGGAGAGAUAGAAGUCACUUUUAAAAGAGAUGAUCUUUAAUGUCGCUACUUUUUCAGAACAAAAUGAAAUAAAAUAGGUUGUCACUUAAUGAAAGUGCAAUCAUGGAUUCAAUA